Messenger RNA from Plasmodium knowlesi strain H, 546 nucleotides. Its product is annotated as Plasmodium exported protein, unknown function. The record is from RefSeq and is a predicted model, not a curated record. The transcript has 2 exons. NCBI's taxonomy places the organism in Eukaryota, Apicomplexa, Aconoidasida, Haemosporida, Plasmodiidae. Bases 1 to 546 code for a protein of 181 amino acids.
AUGGUAAAAAUGGGAACCUGUACACUUUUUAAAGUUAUAAUAUUUUCCCUUCUAAUAUGGAUAGUACAAUAUUCCGGCAGGGACACGCUUAAUCGAAUUAAGGAGGAUGAGGGAAUGCCCACAUGUUUAGGCAGCUACCGAUUAUUGGGAGAGUCCCAAGAACACUUCGAUGGAAUAUUCGAUUUAUAUAAGAAGAAAUUUCUACAUAGAAUGGGAUAUAAUGAGGAAGAUUCCGAAAGAAUCAAAACAGCAGUAAAGUCACACGUAGAUCUGACGGAAGGUAUGGACAUAGAUCGAAGGCGGAAGGAAAAAUUAAAAGAUUGCGAGCAUAUUAUAAAGCGUGGUAGUAACAAUAGCAUUUCGGAGUUUUCUAACAAUUUCAGAGUAUUAUCUUCUCCCUAUUUUCUUGCCAUAUGUUCAUUCAUAUUAUAUUCAAAUGGAUAUCACAGAGUUUUUUUAGCUCUAAUGGGCAUACUGAUUUUUAAAUGUGUAAAUUUCUUUUGGGAUUUAAAAUAUAUCAUUGGAAGAAUGACGGAAAAUGUGUGA